Molecule: messenger RNA, 3321 nt
Organism: Talaromyces atroroseus
Lineage: Eukaryota; Fungi; Ascomycota; Eurotiomycetes; Eurotiales; Trichocomaceae
Exons: 5
Coding region: 1-3321 (1106 amino acids)
Cellular component (GO): cytosol
Molecular function (GO): NADPH-hemoprotein reductase activity; aromatase activity; heme binding
Source: RefSeq, a predicted model, not a curated record
AUGGCUGAGCAAGACUAUACGCCAAUCCCCCACCCGCCUGGUGUGCCUUUGCUCGGCAACAUUUUUGACAUCGACAGCGAGCUCCCGAUGGCGAGCAUGGAGCAUCUCGCUGACACUUGCGGCCCAAUCUAUCGCCUGAGCACCUUUGGCGUGUCUCGUGUCAUCAUUUCUUCUCAUGAACUAGUCGAUGAAAUAUGCAAUGAAGAGCGUUUCAGGAAAGCCGUCUUCAGCGGCUUGAAAGAGAUCCGCAACGGAAUUCACGACGGUCUAUUCACUGCGGAAUAUCCUGGAGAGGAGAACUGGGCUAUUGCUCACCGUGUUCUUGUUCCGGCUUUCGGCCCCCUUGCGAUUCGGGGAAUGUUCGAUGAAAUGUAUGACAUUGCCACGCAGCUGGUGCUGAAAUGGGCUCGGCAGGGACCCAAGCAGCCCUUGACGCCAACAGAUGACUUUACCCGUCUGACACUGGAUACCAUCGCCCUAUGCGCUAUGGGGACUCGCUUCAAUAGCUUCUAUCACGAAGACAUGCAUCCCUUUGUCGGUGCUAUGAUGGGAAUGCUCAGAGGCGCAGGUCAACGGUCCCGUCGUCCCGGAAUCAUCAGAGACCUGCCUACCAGCGACAACACGAAAUUUUUCAACGACAUCGCUGUUUGUCAGAAGACAGCUCGUGACUUGCUGGAAGAUCGUCGGAAAAAUCCCGAACCAGAGAAGAAAGAUCUUUUGAAUGCCAUGGUUUUGGGCAGGGAUCCCAAGACCGGCCAGGGCCUUACCGACGAUUCAAUUAUUAAUAACAUGAUUACCUUCUUGAUCGCAGGCCAUGAAACGACGUCUGGCACGUUAUCUUUUCUGUUCUACUACCUCCUCAAGACCCCACAAGCAUACAAGAAAGCCCAGGAAGAAGUUGACACGGUCCUCGGCCAUAGAAAGAUUACCGUCGAAGAUCUCCCGAAAUUGUCUUACAUUAAUGCCUGCAUACGUGAAGCAUUACGCUUGAAGCCCCCUGCCCCUGGCUUUUCUGUCGAGCCACACCCAAUCAAAAACAUCGAAGACCCUGUCACGCUCGGAAACGGCAAGUACAAGCUUGAAAAGGGCGAAAAAGUUGUCAUCGUGCUCUCCAAACUUCACCGUGACCCAGCAGUUUGGGGCGACGAUGCUGAAGAGUUUAAACCGGAGCGCAUGCUGGAUGAUAAAUUCGAAAAAUACCCCAAAAAUUCCUGGAAGCCCUUUGGUAACGGCAUGAGAGGUUGCAUUGGGCGACCGUUUGCAUGGCAGGAAAUGCUCAUCGUUGUAGCGAUGCUGCUCCAAAAUUUCAAUUUUCAGCUUCACGACCCGACGUACAAUCUGCGCAUUAAACAGGCGUUGACAGUUAAGCCGAAGGAUUUCGAAAUCAGAGCUACGUUAAGAGAAGGAUUAGACGCUACAACCUUGGAUUCGGUCCUGAAUAGCGGCCAAGAACCCAAACUUCCUUCACGAGAGGAAAAGACAAGUGCCCAUGCUGAUAUCCCGGAGGGAGCAGGAAAGCCUUUGCAUAUAUUCUUCGGAAGCAACACUGGAACAUGUGAAGCUUUUGCUAGACGGCUAGCCGAAGACGCCGUGGAUUUCGGUUAUUCAGCUCAUAUUGAUUCACUUGACUCAGCGAUGCAGAACAUCCCCAAGAAGGACCUAGUUGUGUUUAUCUCAGCUUCAUAUGAGGGCCAGCCUCCAGACAAUGCUGCACUUUUCUUCGAAUGGCUCAGUGGGUUGAAAGAAAAGGAAUUAGAUGGAGUCAAUUAUGCCGUUUUUGGGGCCGGACAUCAUGACUGGGCUUCAACCUUCCACCGCAUUCCAAAGGCGAUAAAUAACCUUGUUGCGGAACAUGGUGGCAAUCGUCUCUGCGAGAUUGGUCUAGCUGACACAGCUGGAGCAGAUAUCUUCUCUGCAUUUGAGACAUGGAGCGAAUCGUCAUUCUGGCCCGCGAUGCAAUCGCAACUUGGAGCCUCUUCGAAAGGGAAAACCUCGAAAUCAAAGUCUGCAUUGAAUGUAGAGAUCAGCUCUGGAAUGCGCGCGAAAACUCUAGGUUUGCAGCUUGGAGAGGCGCUAGUUGUAGAAAACCGGCUCCUAACAGCCCCCGAUGUGCCCGCCAAACGCCUCGUCAGGUUCCAGUUACCGUCUGACACUCCGUACCAAUGCGGAGACUAUCUCGCUGUGCUGCCGACCAACCCCGACAAUGUUGUCCACAAAGCGAUCCGACGAUUUGGCCUACCAUGGGAUGCCAUGCUCACAAUUAGGAAAACCCCAGGUGCUACGACGGGCCCAUCAAUUCCAUUCGACACGCCUAUUUCCGCGUUUGAGCUAUUUUCCACCUACGUGGAGCUUUCUCAGCCCGCGUCGAAAAGGGAUAUAAAUGUCCUCGCUGAUGCUGCCGCUGCUGAUCCAGAUACACAAGCGGAAUUGCGCUUUCUGGCAUCAAGUCCGACACGUUUCGCGGAGACUCUGGCCAAGCGCAUUAGCCCUCUGGAUUUGUUGAUUCAAUAUCCCAAAAUCGAUAUAUCUGUCGGUGAUUAUCUUGUAAUGCUUCCGCCAAUGCGUGUUCGACUAUACUCGAUAUCAUCAUCCCCUCGCAAGGACCCUUCGGAAUGCUCGAUUACUCUGUCCGUCCUCAACAGCCCGUCCGUCCUAUCUUCUAGCCUCUCGGAAGAAGACAGAUAUCUCGGUGUAGCAUCCACCUAUCUAUCAACCCUCAAGCCGGGUGAUCGCGCUCAUGUCGCAGUCCGCCCUUCGAACAGCGGCUUCAAGCCCCCGGUCGACCUACAAACACCUAUUAUUAUGGCUUCUGCGGGUAGCGGUAUCGGGCCUUUCCGUGGAUUUAUCAUGGACCGCGCAGAGAAAAUCAAGGCUCGCGGGAGCAGUGACCCAAAGCCCGCCCCAGCCAUUCUCUAUGCUGGUUCUCGUACGCAGGGCAAAGAUGAUCUUCAUGCGGACGAGUUUGAGGAAUGGGAACGACUUGGCGCUGUCCAGGCCCAUUGGGCAUUCUCUCGUCCGGAAGACCCGAAGCAUAAGCGAGCACACGUUCAAGACGUAAUGCUUCAGGAUGGCACAAGUGUAAUUGAUCUUUUUAACGCAGGUGCAAGGAUAUAUGUCUGCGGCAGCACCAGUGUCGGAAAUGGGGUUCGUGAGACUAUUAGGCAGUUAUAUGUGGGCGAGAGAAGAAGAAGACUGGCAGAGGUAGCUUCAGAGGCUGGUGAAAAGGGCUUGUGGCCUGAGAUCAGUGAAGAGGAGGCAGUGGACAGGUUCUUUGAACGUCUGCGGACGAGUCAGAGAUUCGUCACUGAUGUUUUUACUUGA